GAAGAGUUGAUGGAGAAGUUACAUACAAAAUUGGAUAUUCUGCGGAAAGAAAAAUCGGCUUUGGAACAGGAAAUCGGCGAGAAUGAUCAACUUGGAGAAAAGGUAGAGAUUGUGGAGUCACAAUGUGAACAGAAGUCCGAACAAGAUAAAUAUAAACAUUUCAUCCAGGAUCAGGAGAAGAUUGUCCGUCUGCUACUCAAUCUGGCUGGUCAGUUAGCUCGAGCUGAAAACGCUGUUCAAAGUCUCAAUAAUUCUACUAGUCCAAAUAUUAAGAAACUGACGCUGGAGAAGCGAGAAAGAUUACAAGAGAAGCAUGAAGACGCCAAAGUUUUGAAAGAAAAUAUCGAUAAGCGAAGCCAACAAGUUUUAUCAAUGUUGGAAUCACGUCUGACGGAAGCGGAGCUAGAGGACUAUAAUUAUUAUAUUAAAAUGAAAUCCAAAUUAACCAUAGACUAUCAGGAAUUAGAGGAUAGAAUUAAACUGGGCGAGGAACAAAUUCUAGAAUUAAAGAAAAGUAUACCAGACUCCAAAUGUUAAAGGAAAUAUUGUCUGAUUUAUUCAAUGGUAUUUUCAUCACGGAAAUAUUGUGAAUUAAUACAGCCAAUCGGAAUGAUUCAAUUUGUUGUCCUUUAAAACUGUUCAAGUAGAUUGUUUUCAUGUAAAAACUAACAGAAUAAUGUCAAGAGAGGCAAUAAUGUUAUGACAUUUUAGAAAUAUAUUAAAAUUCACUCUCUACCCAAUCCAAGGCUGAGUUCUAUGUGGACAAAAUGUGAGAUUGUGAUGCAGGUGGCAUUAAAAUACAUGAAAAUACUUUAAAAUACAUGUAAACAAACUGAACAAUGUUCAUCAAGACAAAAUUCAUCUC
Lottia gigantea (owl limpet) is the source of this 865-nucleotide messenger RNA. RefSeq lists its product as hypothetical. The record is from RefSeq and is a predicted model, not a curated record. Gene Ontology annotation, cellular component: apical plasma membrane; cortical actin cytoskeleton; adherens junction. Bases 10 to 537 code for a protein of 175 amino acids. The transcript has 5 exons. NCBI's taxonomy places the organism in Eukaryota, Metazoa, Mollusca, Gastropoda, Lottiidae. Gene Ontology annotation, biological process: actin filament organization. Gene Ontology annotation, molecular function: actin filament binding.